Molecule: messenger RNA, 891 nt
Organism: Egretta garzetta (little egret)
Lineage: Eukaryota; Metazoa; Chordata; Aves; Pelecaniformes; Ardeidae
Product: histone-lysine N-methyltransferase SMYD1
Exons: 6
Cellular component (GO): nucleus
Molecular function (GO): histone H3K4 methyltransferase activity; protein binding
Source: RefSeq, a predicted model, not a curated record
AUGACCAAAGGGGGAAUGGAGUCAGUCGAAGUGUUCACGUCUGAAGGCAAAGGCAGGGGCUUGAAAGCGCAGAAGGAAUUCUUGCCUGGGGAUGUCAUCUUUGCAGAGCCAGCCUACGCUGCCGUGGUUUUUGAUAGCCUGACACAUGUCAUCUGUCACACCUGCUUCAAACGGCAGGAGAGGCUCCACCGCUGCGGCCAGUGCAAGUUUGCCUACUACUGUGACCGGACCUGCCAGAGAGCGGCUUGGCUGAACCACAAAAAUGAGUGCUCUGCCAUCAAGAGACACGGCAAGGCACCCACUGAAAACAUCAGGCUGGCUGCCCGCAUCAUGUGGAAGAUAGAGAGGGAAGGCAGCGGGCUGGCAGAGGGCUGCCUGGUCUCCAUCGAUGACCUGCAGAACCAUGUGGACAGCUUUGAUGAGGAGGAGAAGAAGGAGCUCCGUGCUGAUGUGGAGAGCUUCCUCGAGUUUUGGCCACCCCAGAGCCAGCAGUUCGGCAUGCAGUACAUCUCCCACAUAUUCGGAGUGAUCAGCUGCAACGGCUUUACCCUCAGUGACCAAAGAGGACUGCAGGCUGUUGGUGUGGGAAUCUUCCCCAACCUCUGCCAGGCCAACCAUGACUGCUGGCCCAACUGUACCGUCAUCUUCAACAACGGCAAUCAUGAGGCUGUAAGAUCAAUGUUCCACACACAGAUGAGGAUUGAGCUGCGGGCACUGAGCAAGAUUUCUCCAGGGGACGAGCUGACUGUUUCCUAUGUGGAUUUCCUCAAUGUGAGCGAGGAGCGGCGUAAGCAGCUGAAGAAGCAGUAUUACUUCGACUGUGCCUGCGAGCACUGCAAGAAACAUAUCAAGGACGACCUGAUGCUGGCGGUGAAGGAGGGGGAAGGCAAG